AUAUAGAGCCAAUAACUUCACCGCGACGACCUCAAGGCCGAAAUUUGAACUCCAGGGGCUUUGUCACGAGGUCAGAGAUGGAGCGGUCGUCAUUCGUUAGCGACGGCGCCUAUGGGUCCUCGCACGAUAGGCCAUCUCCCAUGCACUCUCAAUCAACAAUUUCGUUUCCAGCUUUCAAGCGUUCUACUUAUUCUCGCGCUGGGCAUCUUCCAUCGGAUACGCCAUCUACGUUCUCAAAUCGCUCACCAGCUCGUACACAGCCUCAGUGGGAAAAUUUACAGCGGAUAGGUGUGCGCAGCAGUCGUCAUACAUUUGGCAAUAUUGCGGGAAAUACUUCGGCUAGGCCAGCCAGAAUCAUCUUCUCCAGCGCUGGUCGGCGCAAUGUCAAGCGAUGAGGCUGGUUGGUCUAUGACACCCGUCGCGACGGCUGCGAGUUUUUCUCGUUCGAGAAGGGGGACAUGCUUACCUUUUGAUGGCGGUAUAUUAACGAUGCAAAUGAUAUACAUUG
This is a messenger RNA of Cucurbitaria berberidis CBS 394.84, 508 nucleotides long. RefSeq lists its product as uncharacterized. The transcript has a single exon. Bases 78 to 395 code for a protein of 105 amino acids. NCBI's taxonomy places the organism in Eukaryota, Fungi, Ascomycota, Dothideomycetes, Pleosporales, Cucurbitariaceae. The record is from RefSeq and is a predicted model, not a curated record.